Messenger RNA from Hydractinia symbiolongicarpus, 590 nucleotides. RefSeq names its product RING-box protein 1. The transcript is spliced from 6 exons. Gene Ontology annotation, cellular component: cullin-RING ubiquitin ligase complex; nucleus. Gene Ontology annotation, molecular function: ubiquitin protein ligase activity; cullin family protein binding; zinc ion binding. Gene Ontology annotation, biological process: protein ubiquitination; ubiquitin-dependent protein catabolic process. The coding region runs from base 69 to 401 and encodes 110 amino acids. The record is from RefSeq and is a predicted model, not a curated record. NCBI's taxonomy places the organism in Eukaryota, Metazoa, Cnidaria, Hydrozoa, Anthoathecata, Hydractiniidae.
UUCAUUAAAAUCUGUUUUAUUUUCAGCAUUGAUCUUUAGAUUUUUAAAUUCAGUAUAGGAAACUAAAAAUGGCAGAUGCAGAUAUUGAAAUGUCUGAAUCUAGCAGUUCUACAACCACGGUAAAAGAUAAAAAGAGAUUUGAAGUGAAAAAGUGGAAUGCAGUUGCAUUGUGGGCCUGGGAUAUUGUUGUUGACAAUUGUGCCAUCUGCAGAAAUCAUAUCAUGGACCUAUGUAUUGAAUGCCAAGCUAAUCAAGCAUCAGCAACUAGUGAGGAAUGCACAGUAGCUUGGGGUGUAUGCAACCAUGCAUUUCAUUUUCACUGUAUCUCGAGAUGGUUGAAAACAAGACAAGUAUGUCCAUUAGACAAUCGUGAAUGGGAGUUACAAAAGUAUGGGCGCUGAAAUAUGUUGUUUUUUGUUAUGCUUAUUGUGAUAAAGUUAUUUUAGAAAUAUGCUCUACAGAACUAUCUUGUUUUAACAAUGCCAAAAAUAUUUGUAAAGAUCAACAUCAAGUAGAAAACAUGCAACACUUUAUUUUACUUAUGUUUGUAAUUUGAAUCAAUUUUAUAAAAGAAAGUUGUAUUCUGAUUA